This is a messenger RNA of Silurus meridionalis, 3270 nucleotides long. RefSeq names its product ankyrin repeat and LEM domain-containing protein 2. Gene Ontology annotation, biological process: negative regulation of phosphorylation. The record is from RefSeq and is a predicted model, not a curated record. Gene Ontology annotation, molecular function: protein phosphatase 2A binding. The transcript has 13 exons. The coding region runs from base 176 to 2542 and encodes 788 amino acids. Gene Ontology annotation, cellular component: endoplasmic reticulum. Lineage: Eukaryota; Metazoa; Chordata; Actinopteri; Siluriformes; Siluridae.
GCAUGCGCAGUAGAGGAUAAACACACAGGCGCUGCCCAGCUGGAAAAAUGACGGGCAUGACUUAUGAAACAAAUGUAAUUUAACAACUGCGGCUUCAUUACAGUUUAUUUCACACAGUUACGAUUAUUCGGGAUUCAUACGUCUAUAUACGUCGCGACUCUGAGGUUUCACAAUAAUGGAUGCAGUUCUGAGCAGGCUGCAAACCCUGACCCCAGAUGAGCUGAGGGAGGAGAUCUUAGGGGCAGGAUUGAAGUGUGGACCGAUAACUGCCACCACUAGAAGCAUCUUUGAGAAGAAACUUGCCCGAGCUCUUUUGGAGGAUCAGCCAGGAGAGUGCAUUAGGUCAGAGGUGGACCAUGGAGAAGCUGGAAACUCUGUGAGCAUGCUCCAGUCUCCAUCAGCAGAAUCACAUGAGCUGAGGUUGGACGCGAGUCCUUCAGCACACGUUUCUGAAGAUGCUACCCAACAGGCAUCUCCUGAAUGCCCCUUGAUAUUUUAUGGGGUUUUGCCUCCAAUAGAUGAUCCUUCGCACAAUGAUGCAGGUGUCCAGCAUGUAUUCACUGACAAGCAGAAAGCCCUGAAAGCGGUGAUGGCGAUGAAAGGUGCACGGUUUAAAGGUUUCUAUAACAGAAAGGAUGCUGAGAACUUUGCAAAGGGCUUGUAUGAUGGUAGUGUGACAUCCAGCAAAAAUUUAGCAGACAAACUCUGUUUAACAUCUACAGAGAAAUCAGCGGGUCUGGAAACGCUGAAUCUGGAGAAGGCCAAUGAGUUUCGAAGUCCACGUGUACAAGAUCUGACAACGAAACUUAGAAAAGCUGUGGAGACAGGAGAUGAAGAGGCUUUUAAUGAGCUUGUCUGGGGCAACCCAAGAUACCUUAUUGGAUCUGGAGACAACCAAACCAUCGUGCAGGAAGGCUGCAGGUACAACGUCCUCCACGUAGCAGCAAAAGAAAACCAAGCAAGGAUGGCACGCCUUAUAUUGGAGACUUUACAGAAUCCAGAGUUCAUGCGUCUCAUGUACCCUGAUGAUCAGGAAGAUAUGCUCUGGCAACGAAUCCACUACAUUGUGGACCUGUACCUCAACACACCCGAUAAAGUGAACAAUGAGACGCCACUUCACUUUGCCUGUAAGUUCGGAUGCCCAGACGUGGUGAACGUUCUUUGUUCACACCCAGACAUCGAUAAGAACUGCAGGAACAAGUAUGGACAGAUGCCAUUAAGUAUGAUCUGUGAAAGGAAAAACAAAAAUAAGCAAACCAAAGAGAAGAUUGAAGAAUAUUUGGAGGAUCGUUUUUUCGUGCCUUUACUGAGAGCGUCGGAUAACACACUUAACCCAGUGAUUUGUGCACCCUGGGCCCCUGGCACCUCUAAAUAUCAGGAUGCGUCUCUUAUACCUGGGUUAAUGGAGGAUCCUAAAAACCCACUGAUGACUAUUAGGGCAUUUGUAGGGCCUCUGAAAUUAUCAAAGGCGGAAGAGUUUCAUAAGCUUUGGAAAACUCCGCCUCGUGACCGGGCAAAAUACUUUCAUCACAUUUUAAAAUCGGAUCCUGAUCGAGGAGCAGAGAGAGUAGGAAGGGAAUUAGCACAUGAGAUGGGGUACCCCUGGGCUGAAUACUGGGACUUCUUGAAUUGCUUCACUGACCUCACUGCUGAGGAUGGAUUGAAUAUGUUAGAGGAUUAUUUGAGCAAAUCCACCCAGCAGAAUAAUUAUUUGGAAUACAGCUUUCAAGAUUUAAAAAGUCCUGCUUCACUUACAGCUCAAAAUAAAGCAUCUAAAUCCUGCACAUUAUUGGAUCAUCAUCUGCCCUCUGGGAUGCCAACAGAGCGAGACAUGCGGACUGAGAAAAAUGGCUCUGUGUCUAGCAGGUUUCCGGUGUGUGACCUCAGGAGUGAAUUUGAGAGGGUUGCUGUAGAACUGUCUGCUUGUGCAGAGGAUACAGCAGAUUCGGGUUUAGGUUGCGUCACUGGAUCUGAUAGUGAAGGAUUAGAUGAAGGCACUUUAGGAGAGUGGGAUUGGAGGAAGAGUGCGGAGGACGACUCCAGCUCAGAUGAGUAUCACACAGCAGACGAGGACACUGAUGCUGCCAGCCAGACGGAUAGUGGGGGACCGCGUACGCCGGCUCGCGGGAAGAUGGAAAACAGGAGCUAUGAGGAAGACGUUCUGAGCAGUUCUGUGUCUUCCUGCUCUUCUUACAAAUCCACACACAGCACACCUGAACACCCUGAGGAGUUUCAGCCACAUGUUUUUCUCACUGGUGAAUCGCCCAGUAAGCUGGACAGUGAGGUUUUGUUAGCAGUGAGUAGAAUGGACAUAGACGAGCAGCGUUUUCCCUGCAUUACCAGAUGGCGGAACAUCGUUUGCUCGUGUCCUGAAUCUCAGAAAAACCGAUGGCCGAAUGUUAAAGUGUCAAACGCACAAACGGAGAACCAGACGUCCACUCCUCGCAGACUGACGCACAGCUGGCUCACAGGCUCACCCAGCUUCCUCAGCAUGACCAAGUUCAUCCCUGGGUCGUGUGUGUAUAAUGGAUCACCCAACUAAGAUGCUGCAUGCUUUUAAACACUAAUCAUAGAGUGCACUUUCUGUGUUGCUUACGCUAGUCGUGUAUAAUUAUUUAAAACACAUAAUCGCACUUAAAAAAUAAUUUUGAAUUUAUUAUUUCAGUUAAGUAGAUAUAUUUUUCCUAUUUUCUUCCUGAUUUGGUCGUUUCAAACCCCUCGUCGGUACAACAAGUUAUCCAUCCUCUUCCACACAUGAGCUCACAGGUGUUCACGACUGGCUGGUGUCACUCACAUGAGCCAUUUCGGAUGUAAAACCAAAUUCUGUGGGAAAACGGUUGGUUGCAUUGAAGUGAAAAGCGUGAAUUAAUACAUUUUUGUGCAAGAUACAUUUGUACUGAUUUCACAAGGAAAAAGACGACACUUAGUACCUCAGUUGAGCAAAUAUUUGCUGAGUACCAAUUUCUUAUUACUUUGCUGAGUUAUUUUGGGGUCUCUACAUAAUCAAUAUAUUUUUUUUCCAGGACUUUGACACCUUACUCCAAGCAAUAUACAUACAGUUCCUUGAAAUAUCUGUAAUGCUGUGUACUUGUGCCUCAGUUUAUAUGAUGUUUUUGUAUUUUAAUAAAUAAUUCAUGCCGCAUUGCCUGACUUCACUGUGGAUCAUAAAUAAUAUAUUGGCUAAAGAAAUUGCACUAUAAUUUUUCUACUUUGUCAAUAUUUGCCAGAGAGCAUAAUGUUCAAAUGAAGAAUAAACUUGUAUACACAGGC